This is a messenger RNA of Eleginops maclovinus (Patagonian blennie), 2810 nucleotides long. It is a transcript of the gene tbxas1, whose product is annotated as thromboxane A synthase 1 (platelet). NCBI's taxonomy places the organism in Eukaryota, Metazoa, Chordata, Actinopteri, Perciformes, Eleginopidae. Bases 228 to 1907 code for a protein of 559 amino acids. Gene Ontology annotation, molecular function: iron ion binding; oxidoreductase activity, acting on paired donors, with incorporation or reduction of molecular oxygen; steroid hydroxylase activity. The transcript has 14 exons. The record is from RefSeq and is a predicted model, not a curated record.
AAGCUUUCCACUGUGCUGCGACCUAAUAACAGCACGAAGAGGACGUUAUGAAAACAUUGACAGUGAGCAGUAUGGUCAUGCAGUGAUUGUUGUUUGCUAGUUUCUUUUAAAGAUAUGGGAUGACAUGACAACGUUACAUGAAGAAAGUUAGACGACGUGCUGCAGAGACAUUAAAGAGAGCCUUGACCUAAUGCUGGCAGUGGAGAACUGAGAGGAGUUUUUACAUUAUGGAGGCUAUAAUUGACUUCCUAAAUGUUUUCCACAUCAAGGCCAGUGGAUUGACGGUGACAUUUAGCCUCUGCAUCAUCUUCCUGGGUCUGCUUUACUGGUAUUCAAUUUACCCGUAUUCAGUCCUUUCUCGAUGUGGCAUCAAACACCCAAAGCCGAUGCCUUUCCUGGGCAACAUAUUCAUGUUUCGUCAGGGUUUUUUCAACCCUAUCAAUGAUCUGAUUAAGACGCAUGGCAGAGUUUGUGGGUAUUAUUUGGGCCGGAGAGCAGUGGUGGUGAUAGCGGACCCUGACAUGCUCAGACAGGUGAUGGUCAGGGAUUUCAGCAGCUUCCCAAACAGAAUGACUGUUCGCUUUGCAUCUAAGCCCAUGACAGACUGCCUGCUCAUGCUGAGGAAUGAACGCUGGAAGAGAGUGCGGAGCAUCCUGACCCCGUCGUUCAGCGCUGCCAAGAUGAAAGAGAUGGUUCCGCUCAUCAACACUGCCACCGAUGCUCUGAUGACGAACCUGAACACCUCCGCUGAGUCGGGAGAAGCCUUCGACAUCCACAGAUGUUUGGGCUGCUUCACCAUGGAUGUUAUUGCCAGUGUGGCAUUUGCAACUCAGGUGGACUCUCAGAACAACCCAGACGACCCGUUUGUCCGGCAUGCUCAGAUGUUCUUCUCCUUUUCUUUCUUCAGGCCCAUCAUGAUGUUCUUCAUUGCUUUCCCAUUCAUCAUGGGUCCUCUGGCCAGAUUCAUCCCAAACAAAAGACUUGACGAGAUGAAUCAUUUCUUCAUCAAUAGCAUCCAGAGGAUCAUCCAGCAGAGAGAGGAGCAGCCCCCUGAGCAGAGGCGUAGAGACUUCCUCCAGCUGAUGUUGGAUGCAAGAACCAGCAAGGACCAUGUGUCUUUGGAACACUUUGACACAGAAAAGCAUGCUGCAGAGCUGGAUCAGAGGAACCAGCCGUCGGCCUCUGAUCAGGACGACCGUCUUCCCCCACAGGACCCCCUCACUAUGCGUCCACAGAAAAAGAUGAUCACUGAGGAUGAGAUUGUGGGCCAGGCUUUCGUUUUUCUUCUGGCAGGCUACGAAACCAGCAGCAACACUCUGGCCUUUACCUGCUACCUCCUGGCCAUCAAUCCCGAAUGUCAACGCAAAGUUCAGGAAGAGGUGGACGAGUUCUACAACAGACAUGAGUCACCUAAUUACACAAAUGUCCAGGAGCUGAAGUAUUUAGACAUGGUGAUCAGUGAAACACUGCGCCUCUACCCUCCAGGAUUCAGGUUUGCGAGAGACAUCGAUGAGGACUGUGUGGUGAACGGCCAGUUCCUCCCGAAAGGAGCAACACUGGAGAUCCCAGCCGGCUUCCUCCACCACGACCCCGAGCACUGGCCAGAGCCGGAGAGCUUCAUCCCUGAGCGAUUCACACCAGAGGCCAAGGCCAGUCGUCAUCCCUUCGUGUACCUGCCGUUCGGGGCCGGACCCCGCAACUGUGUGGGAAUGAGGCUCGCCCAACUGGAAAUGAAGAUGGCUUUAGUGCGUAUAUUCCGCAAGUUCAGCAUCGUGGCCUGCUCUGAGACCAAGGUUCCUCUUGAGUUGAAGUCUGCAAGCACUCUGGGACCUAAAAACGGCAUAUUUGUGAAAAUUGAAACAAGAGACACUGGAGAAGAUGAAGUGAGUUCUCCAGCCGAUAGUUAGACACUCGCAGAUCAUCAUCAAGGAUGUUAUAAACCUCUGAUGAACCGCUGCAAAGGACUCUGUGGUCCAUGUUGUGAGGAUGAGGCGAUGCAUCAUGGCCCUGUUCCUUUUACACAAACAUAUUUAAUAGUUAUCUUUAUUUGAUUGAAACAUUACAUUUUAAGUUACAGUUCACUGUAUUUCUUGACGAUUGUGCAUGUUUAGUGCCUUUCUUUUUGAUGAGUGAACUUUAAAGGGUUCUGAAGAUGAGCCGUGACUAAAAAGAGAGAUGAGCAAAUAAAGACGCACUUCAGAAUAAUCUUGGAAAAUGACCAACUAUUUUCUUUUCUUGCAGUAAUAUUUUUUUAUUGAUUUGUAAGUGCAUUUAAAUAUUGAAAUGCAUUAAAAGGUCUCUACAAAUUACUGCUGUUAAUUCCAGUCUUAGACAAUGUUGUCACAUUUCAUCUGCAUCUUUACUCCCUUCUGAGAGCUGCUAGUGUACAGUGUAUGUGGUUUGUUAAAGAUUGGGAAAUAAUCCUUACGGAGUCAGCAUUUAUCAAAUAACUUAGAAUAGUAAACAAGAUUGAGCUUGCUGUUUAGUUUCCCAGUGCAUAUUAUGUCCGGCUACAUGUCGUUGCAGUGAUGCUCCUGAAAUGAUGAUCAUGUUAUUUGGUAAAUCUUAUUUCAAAUUAAUUUGGAAUUAUUUGGAAGUUCACUGACUCGAAAAUUGCUGCCCUGAAUACCUUUUAAUUGUCUAUGUAAACAAUAAGAGCGAUUUGUUGAUGAUUAUAAACAUGUAUUUGAUGUAAUAACUUCACAUUUAGCCGCUCUGAUGAAAGGCACAGGGUUGCCUUUCUGAAUAAUGUACAUUUAAAAUGGGUUGAUGCCACUUGUGUGUAAUUAAAUAUUAACAUGCAUAGAGGA